AUGCGGUACUUGCUGGGGAUUGCCGGUGUGAGAUGCGACGUCAUUGCUGGGGACAAUGGCAUAGUUACUCGAGACCAAGAGGGUCACCCAGGCCGAGAAGGCCUACAACAACCCCCCCCUUCCGUCAAAAAUGACCCCUUCAUCGGGCAUGUCACGUAUCUAGUGAGCCUGCUACAAUGGCACUCAACACCGACAACGACAGCGACACUGCUGCAGCAACAGCUGUCACGGCAAUCAGUGAGUCUGCGAACGGCAGCCUACCUCACAGUGAGCCUGCUACAAUGGCCACAACAUAGCGAGCCUGCUACAAGAGGCCUACACUAUGAGGAUUCAACAUCCUCUAUUCGAUUCUACACGGCUGGGCAAGAGCUUGGGGUAUGGAAUGGAACGGAGCGGAACGCUUGGGUGGGCUUGCUUUCCCUCACCAUAUCGCUAGCGAUCCAAUGCUCGCUGCCGCUACCGUUACCGCUACGUUACCGUCGCUACGAAGAUGGAUCGGUAUGCGGUAGCCAUGCGGACAUAGCUAUUUGA
Messenger RNA from Letharia columbiana, 531 nucleotides. RefSeq lists its product as uncharacterized. The record is from RefSeq and is a predicted model, not a curated record. The coding region runs from base 1 to 531 and encodes 176 amino acids. Lineage: Eukaryota; Fungi; Ascomycota; Lecanoromycetes; Lecanorales; Parmeliaceae. The transcript has a single exon.